UACUCCCUCCUUGAGGCUCUAUUCUUUGUCAUACGUAACUCCUUAUGCUCUGAAUCUUCCCCUGUGUUUCUAUUCCUGUUCUGUUUCCUUUGGGGGCUCUUUUUAAAAUUCAUUGCCUAAAUGUGGGUGUUCUCAAGGUUGCAUUCUUGACCUUAAUCUAUAAACAUGAUAUAUUCCAUUCCCCUGAUUUCAUCUCUUAUCUGUAUGCUUAUGACCUUUCUGUCAAGCACUAGACUCAUAUAUCCAAAUGGCAGCUACUGCUGCACUUGGAUACCUCAUAGCCGUUUCAGAUCCACUCAGUCAUUCAAAGUAGAAACCUGUAGUUAACUAUAUAUCCCCCAAACCAUGUUCUUCACUUUCUGCAUUUAAUGAAGCACCAAGCCAUUACUGUUUUACCUCCUGUAUAUUACUGUUCCCUUAUCUUCAGCUCUGCUUUUCCCACAUUAGUUCAGGCUCUCAACAUCUUUCCUAGAGCUUUGCUACUCAAAGUGUGAUUUGUGGCUAGCAUCACAAGCAUCACUUGGAAUCUUGUUAGAAAAAAGAAUCUCAGGCCUCACUGCAGACUUACUGAAUCAUAAUCUUCAUUUUUAAAAGAUCCCUAGGGGAUUUGUACUCACAAAAAAUUUUGAGAAGCAUUGUUCUAGAAUAUUGCCACAACAUCCUAACUACUCUCCUUGCCAUCAGUUUUGUCUCCCCAAAUCCACCCUCAGUUUAACUACUAGCGUGUUUCACCUAAGUGUACAUCUUUGCAUGUCAUUCCCCUGCUUAAAAAUCCUUGUUUCUCUAUUUUCUAAGGAUAAUUAUGUGGGUCAGAACCUGCAAACUGCUUAUAGUUUCCAGAAACUAUUACACCAUUGUUUUUAUCUCUGUGUCCUUCUUCAUGCUGCCAUUUGGCCUGGAACAUCUUCGUGUCCCUCUUCUCUUGACUAACUUCUUCUCAUUUUUUAUCAUGCUACUUCCCUGGAAGCCUUUUCACUUCCUUCAAGGCUUAUCUUCUGUGCUUCCUUAACCUGCAUAUCUAAUUCUCUCUCCUUGUGUCUUUAUCUCCCAUUAGAGUGUAAAUUCUUUGAGGGAAGGGACUUCAUCUAACUCAUCUAUAUUCCCAGUACUAGAGAUAGAAACUGGCACAGAGUAGGCCUACUUCGAUAGAGAUUAGUUUAAUGUAUGAAUCAGUGAAGAAUUAGUCUUUAUAUAUUGAGUGCUAACUCUAUGUUUGUACUGUUAAGUUUGCUACUUAAUGUGAUUCAACAUAUUCCCCCUAAGUUACAUACAGAUGUAUGUUUUUAUCUAGGAAUUUAAAGAAUGUUGAUUUAGGCAAGUAUAGAAAUAGAAGUGGUAGGGCUUCUGAAAGGAGCAGAUGUUUGGAGAAAUGAUAAACUUCCACUUAUUAGGGUAUUUUUCCUAUUGCUGUGCUGAGGCUUAUCUGAAGGAAAUGGCUUCUAGUUUAGUGGCAUUAGGUAAAUUAGAACUGAGAAGUGUGUCAGUUAUGAGAAGUGUGUGCACUCUGGUCACUUCUGAAAGGAGGGUCAUUUUAGCACUCUGAAGUUUCAAGGUUAUUAGAAUGAGAGAAGGAGGAUUUCGGUGAAAUUUUCAACUGGCCAGGGAGUGGGUACUAAUCAUCAGCAUAAUUUACUCCAGUCAUCAAAAUCAUUUUACACUAGCCUCUGAAGCUAGAGCUCAAAGUACAGAUUUUCAACCCUGCCUUGACUAUUUCAUUUUGAGAACAGUAAACAUUGGAGGAUUAAAAAAUGGCUGGAGAAUUUAAAUUAGUUAAUGAGAAUUUUAAAGAACAGCAGCAGAAGAAGCUUAUAUUAUAAGUGAGCAAGUGGUAAGACAAAAACAAUUCAACAUGUGCCACCUUCACUAUUUUUACUCUUCACCCAUUUUUCUCCUUUCUGUCUCUGCCUUCUUUUCUAUCUUCUAUUAUUUAUAUGUUUCUGCUAUAUCUAAUCUCUUCCUCCUUUUCUUCAUCAUUCUUAUUGCUUUGUUCACGUCCCUCAUCCAGCCCAGAUCUUUAUUAGCACAGGAAUGGCUACCAUAACGAUAUGGAACUAAAGGUUGUUAUGAGCAUGCAGAGUCCUAGAUUUAGUCCUCAGCUUUGCAAGAAGUUCAAAAUCUUCAGGUUGAUCAGCCUCAAAUCAGGGACUCACCAAACCAAAAUUGGAAGAUGCUGAUAAAUAACCAAGGAACUGGAAAGGUAUUCACUUAGUGUAUUUUCUACGCAUUCUCUGACAAUAGUUAGCUGGGGUAUUGUUAAAAUAUAAAUUCACUAUCUCAGUGAAUCAUAUUCUCCAUUCUCUAGAGGAGAGUUCUGGGUAUCUACAUUUUCAACUAACUUUCCAGGUGAAUCUUAUCUGAGAAUUCUGGUAAACAUUGUAGCUUAAGAUAAUAUAUUGUCAUUCUGGUAAUACUGAUUUAUGGUAGAAGGAGAAAUGAUGUAUUUCCAGUUUCCAGGUUUUUAAAAAAAAACCUUAUCAUCUAGUGUAUUCUCUUUUUGCUAUCAAGAAUAUGAGAAACCAAAGUAUAAUCAGAAGUGACUUGGUAAACACAAAAUCAGAGCACAGGAGGAGAGGAUAAUUUUGAAGAAUCAUUCAUUAAGACUUUGACAUAACCCGUUGAGCUCUCCUGGGCCCACCACAGAGUAUAUGUCAAUAGUAAGCGGAGUCCUCAUGUUAUUCAAAGUCAGAAUCUUUCUUUUCCCUCGACCGUAGUCUCCUGUUUCUAUGAAUAAUCAUUGUUUGAACAAGGCCAGUACACUUAGUAGUGAUUAAUUUUGUGUCCUUUAAAUGAUUAAGUUGCUGUUUCAUUUAAAAAGAUGGCCUUGCCUGACCCUAAAAUCUCUGCAGCCAUCAAUUUAUUGCCUCUUCCUUAGGGUGGGAUUGUUUUUAUAUUUAGCUUAUUAAGUUUAUUAAUUUGCUGCUUCUGACCAAAGAGAAGGUGAAAGGAUGAUAAGAUUAAGAAAAUAGAAAUUAAUCUAUUUCCUGCUUCCAAUUCUACCUAAGAAUAAGAAUAGAGAAGUAGCUGUAUACCUAUUCUAUAGUUCUUGACACUUAUGAAGUGAUAACUAGUAGUUUUGUCUAGAAUUUUGCUUUCAAUAUUUAUCCUGAGAGUGGAGCUCACUGAACCUCUGUCCUUUCUAAAAUCUGUCUGUGGAAAUUACUUUUGGUAAACUAAUGUACUACAGUGAUUUCAAGUAAGAGAGUAAAAAUUUGUUUUUAUUUGUAUUUAAUAUUUUGGGAUGUUUCAGAUUUUAGUUGGUAGAAAGAGAAUUAGGGGCAAACAAAAAGAGGUUGGUUGAGAGAUUAAGAGGCAAAAAUUGAUUGGGCAUGCUAAAUGUGAAGUGUCUGGUGCACUUCUGCAUAGCAACAAUAAGCAGGCAGAUAGUAGUUUCUUAGGAAAGAGGCCAAGGCUAGAGAAGCAAUGCUGUGUAGUGUAACGAAUUCUGGGCUCUAAAUUAAGAGACAUGGGCUCUGAGAGGCUCUCUCUAUUAUGAACGGCUCUGUGACUUUGACCAAGUCAUUUGACAUCUCUGGGCCUUAUAUUUAAAUUGAAGAAGUUAAAGUAGUUGAUCUCUAGUUAAUUCCUGUCCAGCUAUAUGAUUCUAAGUCUAUUCCUAUUGACCUUCUUAACUUGUACUCUUUUUUUCAGCGUUUAGUAUGAGAACCUACGUUUGUCAUAUUUGUAAUAUCACCUUUACAUCUUUAGAAAUGUUCCGGUCCCAUAUGCAAGGAAGUGAACAUCAAAUUAAAGAAUCUAUUGUUAUCAAUCUAGUGAAGAAUUCAAAGAAGCCACCAGACUCUUACCAAGAUGAAUGUACAGAUUACGUCAAAGUACAGAAAGCCAGAGGACCAGAACCAAAGACUUGUUUCAGAAAGAUGGAAGAGAGUUCUUUGGGAGCCCGUGGGUAUAGAGAAGUGGUCGAUUCCAGAUACAGACAUAGAAUGUUUGAACAAAGACUCCCAUGUAAGACUUUCCAGACAUACCCAGGAUCAUACAGUAUUUCACAAACCGUGGAAAACCAGUUACCUCAUUGCUUACCAGCUCACUCAAAGAAGAUGUAUGACUCUUUCCAAGAUGAACUGGAAGAUUACAUCAAAGUGCAGAAAGCCAGGGGACUUGAUCCAAAGACUUGUUUCAGAAAGAUAAGAAAGAGCUCUAUGGAAUCCCAUGGGUACAGAGAAGUUGAUUCUGGACCCAGACCAAGAAUGUGGGAGCAAAGAUUUUCACUUGAGAAUUCCCAGACCUACCAACAACCAUACAAUAUUUCACCAGUGGAAAACCAACUACAUCAUUGGUUACCAGCUCAUUCAAAGAGGACAUAUGACUCUUUCCAAGAUGAACUUGAAGAUUAUAUCAAAGUGCAGAAAGCCAGAGGACUAGAGCCAAAGACUUGUUUCAGAAAGAUAACUGAUAGCUCUGUGGAAACUCACAAAUACAGAGAAAUGGUUGAUUCCAGAUCUAGAUAUAGAAUGUUUGAACAAAGACUCCCAUGUGAGACUUUCCAGACUUACCCAGGAUUAUACAAUAUUUCACAAACAGCAGAAAACCAGUUACCUCAUUGCUUACCAGCUCAUGACAGCAAACAGAGAUCAGACUCUAUGACUUACUGUCAACCCACCAGAGACUAUUUCCCAGAAAAACCAGUACCCCUGAGCCUUAGUCAGCAGGAAAAUAACUCUGGCCCAUACAGUGUAGAAUCUGAAGUUUACAAGCACCUCUCCUCAGAAAACAAUACCAGUGACCAUCAAUCAAGUCAUAAGCGGAGACAUCAGAAGAGAAGAAGGCACCUGGAGGAAGGCAAAGAAAGGCCAGAGAAGGAGCAGUCCAAACAUAAAAGGAAAAAGAAUUGUGGGGAUACAGAUUUAGACAAGGACAAGAGCAUCCGACAAAGUAAAAGAGAGGAAGAUAAAGUCAGUGUCAGUUCAGGAAAGCUUAAGCAUCGAAAAAAGAAAAAAAGUCAUGGUGUACCCUCUGAGAAGGAAGAACGUAGGCACAAGAAAGAGAAAAAGAAAUCUGUUGAGGAAAAGACAGAAGAGGAAAUGCUUUGGGAUGAGUCUAUUCUUGGAUUUUAAACUUUUAGCUUUGUUUACUUAAGGAGAAAUCGGUUAAGAAUAGGGAAAUUUAGACAAAGACGGGAACAUCCAAUGAAGAAAAAGGUGGAUACAGCCUGUGUCAGUUUAGGAAAGCUUAGUUUUUUGUGUGUAAAAAUUGAAAUUAAAUUGAAAGAAGAGAUAAACAAGCUUAAACCUUGAAGAAAGAAGAACAGAAGACCACAAUAAGAACAUAAGAGAAAAGGAAGCCUAUUGAAGAAAAGACAAAAGUGUCAGUGCUUUGGGUGGAAUCUUCUCUUGGAUUUUGAAGUUUUCAGUUUUGUUUCCUUAAGGUUGAAUUGAAGAAAUAAGUUGAAGAGCUGCAUUUUAUGAAAUUCAUGUUAUUUAAAUUUUCCUAAGUGGACAGUUACUUUAACUGCUAACAAAAGCCAAGUGAAGUAAAAGUAUUCAAUAUGCCUUUUCCUCAAAUUAUUUUUCCUCAUUUCUUAACAUGAAAGAAAAGUUACAUGUUUCUUACAUAUAAUUUUCCUUAAUGAGGCUGUCUCUACUCCUAUUCAUCAAAUUGCUGUGAUAGUGAAUUAUUUACCUAUGGGAGAUAAUUUAUUUUAAAUGAGAGAAUUACCAGGCAUUAUAGAAUCCAUCCCUUGUUUCGGUUUGUGUUAGUGUUGGUGGUACUUUACUGUUGUUGUUGUGUGUUUGUUUAUGUUUCUUGGUUUUCUCCAGGGAAAAUGUGUGAAGUGAUUUAGACUGAUUUUUGUUUGUUUGUUUGUUAAAUCUAAUUUGCAGUGUAUUUUUGUACUUUCUAGUUCUGAAAGUGGAAAAUGAAACAGUCUAUAAUAAACUUAGAUGAUAUAUAGUUUUAAAAAGCUCUCAAAAGUACUGAAAAAAAUCAGUCUAUAUUCUGGAAAUGUUUAUAUUAAAGUGUUUUAAUUUCUACAUACUUGUUUUAUGUAAAUGAUCAUUUCCCAGCUAGUUAUUAUUUUAUUUUGAGAGUGAGAGGGGAAAUAAUUAAACAGUUUGCACCUCUGGGAAGAUCUGACUAUAAAGUUGUAAUAAUUUCAUUUCUCCUACAUAUUGCUUAGAAGGCUGAUAUUCAGACUUGAGCUCAGUUUUAAGUUAGAAAAAUAAAACCAAUUAAAUACUUGAAAC
This is a messenger RNA of Vicugna pacos (alpaca), 6200 nucleotides long. Lineage: Eukaryota; Metazoa; Chordata; Mammalia; Artiodactyla; Camelidae. The record is from RefSeq and is a predicted model, not a curated record.